Molecule: messenger RNA, 969 nt
Organism: Euleptes europaea (tarantolino)
Lineage: Eukaryota; Metazoa; Chordata; Lepidosauria; Squamata; Sphaerodactylidae
Product: olfactory receptor 6J1-like
Exons: 1
Coding region: 1-969 (322 amino acids)
Biological process (GO): G protein-coupled receptor signaling pathway
Cellular component (GO): membrane
Molecular function (GO): G protein-coupled receptor activity; olfactory receptor activity
Source: RefSeq, a predicted model, not a curated record
AUGGAUAACCACACCGGACAAGAAGACUUUGUCCUCUUGGGCUUUCUGAUUGGAUGCAACGCAAAGAUUUUGGUGGCAGUGGUCCUCCUGGCAAUCUAUCUCUUGACACUGCUUGGCAACAUGUCCGUUUUGCUCAUCAUUGCCAUCACAACCCGCCUCCACACCCCCAUGUACUUCUUCCUUGCCAACCUCUCUUUGCUGGACUUUGCUUUUUCUACAGUGACAGUUCCCAGCUUCCUGAGGAACCUCCUCUCUGGCAUCCAGACCAUCUCCUUUGCCGGUUGCAUGGCCCAGUCCUACUUCUACUUCUUUCUGAGCACAGUGGAAUAUUUCCUCUUGACAUGCAUGUCCUAUGACCGCUAUGUUGCCAUAUGCAACCCCUUGCGUUACCCCGCCAUCAUGAACAGCCACGUGUGUGUCCAGGUCGUGUUGUUUUGCUGGGUGGGUGGGUUUUGCUCUGUCUUUUACCCGACGCUCAUAAUCACUAGGUUGUCUUAUUGCAAGUCAAACGUCAUCGACCACUUUUUCUGUGAUAGUGAACCUCUGCUGAAACUCUCAUGUACCGACACACGCCUGAUACAGCUGGUCACUUUUCUGUUGUCAUCUCUCGUCAUCCUCUGCUCUUUGGUUUUGACGGUCAUCUCCUACGCUUACAUCGUCUCUGCCAUUUUGCGUAUCCCCACGGGCGCAGGCCGAAAGAAGGCCUUCAACACAUGUGCCGCUCAUCUCACUUUGUUUCUAAUGUCUACAGCUGUCUCCAUCUUACUGUAUGUGAUUCCAUCUGAGAAAUCCUCUUUGGGGGCUCGCAAAAUCCCAGCACUACUCAGCAGUAUUGUCAAUCCAUUUCUGAGCCCCUUUAUAUACACUCUGAGGAAUGAUUUGUUCCAAGGAGUCCUAGUUGAGAUUUUUGGUCAGGGCAAAGCAGUUAUGGCUCAGAAGUUGCAGAAGUUGCUGGUGAAUCACGUGUAG